AUGUCCAUCGAAGAAUACAUCGACCGUCAAAGUGACUACAUUUGGCGCAUCUCUCGGGCCGUCGACAAUUUGCGCAAGCUUGGUGAAGCAAAAAUCACUUAUGGGCAGGUGAAGUCGCGGCUGAACACGUUAAAUUCAGAUUGGAAUAAGUUCCAAGACACUCACGAAAAGAUUAUCGAACUCAAAGCCGGAGCCAAAAGUGAUCAACUCGACGUGAUCAAAAAGUGUUCGUACUUCGCAAAGGAUUACUACGGGCAGUGUAAAGAACAUUCUUCAAAUAGCGAAGGAACGAUGCUUGAUCUUCUCGAAUCGCUAUCGCCUGCGACUGCAGCGAUUGCGCAAAAUGCUGCAGCUACUCAAACCACAACUGCAGGUGGUUCAUCAAAACGGUUACCGCGCAUCGAAUUGCCCUCUUUCUCGGGCAAUUACUCUGAUUGGAAGCCUUUCCACGACCUCUUCACAUCGAUGGUCCGCGAAAAUUUGCAACUCUCGGAAGUGGAAAAGCCGCACUAUCUCAAAACUAGCCUUACUGGUGAGCCGUCGCAACUCAUCAAAAACACCGCGCUCACAACGGAGAACUUCCCUCGAGCUUGGGAAACUCUCGUAUCACGGUAUAAGAACAAGCGACUUCAGACCGAUUCUCAUCUCGCGACACUUUUCGCGAUUCCUCGUGUCGUGAAGAAAUCGUCAUCGGAACUCAAGAGCUUGCACAGCAACACCUGCGAAGCACUUGGUGUGCUCGAACUUCUCGAUAGUCCCGAGAAACUAGGGGAUCACAUCGUCGUACACAUGACGAUUCGCAAGCUCGACCCAGCAUCCCUCGAAGAAUGGGAAAAGAGUGUUAGCGAUAAACUCGAGCCCUCUACGUUCGCGGAGCUCAAAGCGUUUCUCAUCGGUCGCAUCCACACUCUCGAAGCCGUGGAGCAAGCUCAUGCUCACAAUCAAACCGCGAUGUCUAAACCACACUCAUCACAAGGAAGGACACGCCCUCAGCCGACAAAGUCACACACAGCGCAAUCAAAAGAACAAUCGUGUGCUUGUUGCAAGGCCAAUCACUACAUCGCGGUCUGUCCGACCUUUCGCGACAAAUCUCUGGACGAAAGAAGGGAAGUAGUCUCGUCGAAGAAGCUCUGCUUCAAUUGUCUCGGUCCGCAUCAGCAGAAAGACUGCCGAUUAACAAAAUUGUGUCGCGUGUGCAACGGUCGACAUCACUCUCUGCUUCAUCGAAACUCAUUCUCAACCUCAACAGCAGCCAGCAACGGCACUCCUCGCGGACAAGCUGCAGUAACGCAACCUGCAGUUCAGAACACACCCAGUGCGAAUGGCGUAUCUCAGGUGAGCAACCAUGCAGCUCAGCCUACGAUAAUUGAGCGAUAUCCAGUUCUUCUCGCGACAGUGCAGUUAAUCGCCUCAAAUCCGAAAACUGGAGAAAGGAUUAUCGCUCGCGCCUUGCUCGAUCAAAGAUCUGAAAGUUCUUUCAUCACAGAAUCUCUCGCGCAACAAUUGCAAUUACCUCGGCAUCAAGCAACGAUACCAAUCAUCGGUGUCGGUGCUCAACAAUCGGCAGUGACUCGCGGCAUCGCGGCACUGCAAUGA
This is a messenger RNA of Diprion similis, 1596 nucleotides long. RefSeq lists its product as uncharacterized. The transcript has a single exon. The record is from RefSeq and is a predicted model, not a curated record. The coding region runs from base 1 to 1596 and encodes 531 amino acids. Lineage: Eukaryota; Metazoa; Arthropoda; Insecta; Hymenoptera; Diprionidae.